UUAUCUCAUUGUUAUUCCUACUUUGUGAAGCAAUUCUGGAAGUCUUCUUUUGUAUCUUCAUGAAGCGUGAUCAAAAUGUUGGUGAAUGCUGCUGCCAAGUGCCACCCAGCAGAAGGGAAGCUCAUUACGUUGUAUCCUCAUCCGUAUUAUUGGUUGCACCUGGCUCCAUGCAAUUUCGGGCUGUUCCGCAAAGCCAGAAUGACUACAAAAGAGCCCUCUUUGGUGGAGCCCACAGGCGGAGAGGAAGCACAGGAUUCAUAAGAUGGCGGGCGGGAGAAUAUAUAAAAAACUGGAGGCCAAGAUACUUCCUUUUGAAGACAGAUGGCUCAUUCAUAGGAUAUAAAGAGAAACCUCAAGAUGUGGAUUUACCUUAUCCCCUCAACAACUUUUCAGUGGCAAAAUGCCAGUUAAUGAAAACAGAACGACCAAAGCCAAACACAUUUAUUAUCAGAUGUCUCCAGUGGACCACUGUUAUAGAAAGAACAUUUCAUGUAGAUACUCCAGAGGAAAGGGAAGAAUGGACAGAAGCUAUCCAGGCUGUAGCAGACAGACUGCAGAGGCAAGAAGAGGAGAGAAUGAACUGCAGUCCAACCUCACAAAUUGAUAACAUAGGAGAAGAAGAAAUGGAUGCUUCUACGACCCAUCAUAAAAGAAAGACAAUGAAUGAUUUUGACUAUUUGAAACUACUAGGUAAAGGCACUUUUGGGAAAGUUAUUUUGGUUCGAGAGAAGGCAAGUGGGAAAUACUAUGCUAUGAAGAUUCUGAAGAAGGAAGUCAUUAUUGCAAAGGAUGAAGUGGCACACACUCUAACUGAAAGCAGAGUAUUAAAGAACACUAGACAUCCAUUUUUAACAUCCUUGAAAUAUUCCUUCCAGACAAAAGACCGUUUGUGUUUUGUGAUGGAAUAUGUUAAUGGGGGAGAGCUGUUUUUCCAUUUGUCGAGAGAGCGGGUGUUCUCUGAGGACCGCACACGUUUCUAUGGUGCAGAAAUUGUCUCAGCCUUGGACUAUCUACACUCCGGAAAGAUUGUGUACCGUGAUCUCAAGUUGGAGAAUUUGAUGCUAGAUAAAGAUGGCCACAUAAAAAUUACAGAUUUUGGACUUUGCAAAGAAGGGAUCACAGAUGCAGCCACCAUGAAGACAUUCUGUGGCACACCAGAGUAUCUGGCACCAGAGGUGUUAGAAGACAACGACUAUGGCCGAGCGGUGGACUGGUGGGGCCUGGGGGUUGUCAUGUAUGAGAUGAUGUGCGGAAGGUUACCUUUCUACAACCAGGACCAUGAGAAACUUUUUGAGCUAAUACUAAUGGAAGACAUUAAAUUUCCACGAACACUCUCUUCAGAUGCAAAAUCUUUGCUUUCAGGGCUCUUGAUAAAGGAUCCAAAUAAACGCCUUGGUGGAGGACCAGAUGAUGCAAAAGAAAUUAUGAGACACAGUUUCUUCUCUGGAGUAAACUGGCAAGAUGUAUAUGAUAAAAAGCUUGUGCCUCCUUUUAAGCCUCAGGUAACAUCUGAGACAGAUACCAGAUAUUUUGAUGAAGAAUUCACAGCUCAGACUAUUACAAUAACACCACCUGAAAAAUACGAUGAAGAUGGUAUGGACUGCAUGGACAAUGAGAGGCGGCCGCAUUUCCCUCAGUUUUCCUAUUCUGCAAGUGGACGAGAAUAAGCCUCUUUCAUUCUGCUACUUCACUGUCAUCUUAGAUUUAUUACUGACAAUGAUUCCUGGACAUCACCACCAGUCCUCGCUCUUACAGACAGCAGGGCACCUUCCGACAUCCCAGACCAGCCAAGGGUCUCCACCCCUCGCCACCUUUCACCCACAUGAGAACACACACGUACACAAACACACUCCCAUUUUUGUUUUUUUGCAUGAAAUUGUAUCUCAGUCUAAGGUCUCAUGCUGUUGCUGCUACUGUCUUACUAUAUAGCAACUUUAAGGAGUAAUUUUAUAAUCUGUGGAAGUCAUGAGCCCACCAUUGUUCAUUUGUGCACAAAUUGUCAUCUUGAUCUUUUAGUGUUUUUUUUUUUUUUUUCCCUAACAGUGAAAGGCUAAAUGAGAUACACUGAUUCUAGGUACAUUUUUUAACUUUCUAGAAGAUAAAUCAAAAACUAAUUAGACUAAGAAGAUUUAGUUUCUAUUUCCAAACAAGCAAUUGUGGGAGGGUGGUGAUGUGCAUAUGCACAAGUUUAGUAAAGCAGAUCUGAUCAGUGCAUAAAGUAAGUGUAUGUCACUAAGAUUUAGCUGGAAUUCAUUAGGAAGCAUUUGAGAGGACUUAUCAACUGUUAAGAUACACAUACAUGUUUUUAAUUCCUGUUGGAUACUACGGAGGAAGCCCAGUAUCACGUGUGGACAUCUGGAUCUCACGGGCAAUCAUGGGCAAGUGGACAUUGUUCUACCAAGAAACGAAGGCACAUACACAGAGCGAAAGUCACAUGUAGGGUCUUAGCAUACACUCUGGCCAGAGAGCAUUUUUCCCUGUGCUUGGCAACCUUUUCCCAUCUUGAUAUUUAUCACCUCUGAUGGCUGAAGAAUGUAGACAGGUAUAACGAUCCUGCUUUCACCAAAAUUGUACACCAAGGUAAACCAACAGGUGUUUGCCUUAUUAGUUUUGAUUUUUUACUUUUUCAGUUCUAGGUGAUUAGCUUUUUCUCAGAUGUUAAAACUUUGAAUGUCCUUUUUUGAUUUUGUUUGUAUUGCAGUAGUAUUUAUUUUUUAGUGAUGAGAAUUGUAUGUCAUGUUAGCAAAUGCAGCUCCAACUUACAUGAAAUAGACUUACUGCAGUUUCUGUUGACCCAUGUGCAAGGAAUGUACACGCAGAUGAGAAUCAUGCACUUUUUCUCCUAUGUAAAGAAUUUAGGUAAGGCUCUGAAAUUGUACUGAUUGAUUAGAAUUUGGCUUUGGGAGAAGAGUUGCUGUCGUUUAACCCCUUGAUUCUGCAAAUGAGAGAAUCAACUAUUCAUGCCAAGGGGUUAAUGAAACAAAUAGCUGUUGCUCUUUGUUCACUCGAGAAUUAAAACUAUUAGGAUGACCUGACAACAACAUAAUGAAGAAAAUCGAGACCUGAAUGAUGUUAAGAAAUGAACUUUACUUGGCAAAAUGAACACAUUGCGAGCAUUUGUGAAGCAGUCAGUAAAAGAUAAAAGCCUGGUGUGUUUAUUCUGAUCAAGGUACAUUUAUCACUGAAUUAAGCCAUCAGGGAAAACAAAACAGAAAGAACACCUCUAGCUUUUCUUUUUUUGUACAUACUCAUGUCUCCAAAUCCCAACAUUUCUCACUGAGAGGGGACAUGGAUGCAAACCUCAUCUUUCUCCUUCAUUAAUGAUGAUCUUCAGAUUAAACCCUUUGGUGCUAGGAGCUGACAUUUUCCAAAGCAGCCUAUGAAGUCCAAGGGGCAGGAGCCCCUGCCUGUGGCAAGCCGGAGGGCGCGAGCCCCCUGGGAUGAUCAUGGAGAUUUAUUCUAGUUAAACUCUGACAGCUCCCAAACAGAAGACUACAUCGAGACAUAGUAUUAUGAUUGCUUUGUAUGAGAGAGCAAGUGACUUUCUAGUAGGGUGAAUCAUAUCCAUCUGCAGAUGUCUUAGCCUGUAUGACGCUGGAAGUGUGGAUUUACAGCUCUGAGACCACUGCUGGCAGUGGGUGGGCCGCUGGGACUGAUGGGGAGGGGGGUGUUAAGGGCAUUUUAUUAAGGCAGCUAAGGCAUAUUCAGACAUAGAUUUUAUCCUAAUUUUUCAUAUUUCUACCUGAGUGACUUUCAUCCUUAGUAUUGAGAAGUUACAGUAAAUGGUAGUUCAUUCUUACAUCUAUAGAUUAACUUUUUUUCACUUGGAAUUAUGUUGAAUGUUUCACAGUGACAAGAAAGUAGACUAGAAGGUGUGUCCUUUAAGUUGUCUUGCAUCCAUUUUCUGAGAAAGAAACAGGUGAGAGGAAGAGAAGAAAGCUGGGAGUGGCUGAUGUUCAGAGCAUUUGUUCCUUUAGAGGGAAAGCGUGACACUGUACAGGGAGCACAUAGCUUUUUGUUGAUUUGGUUCCCCUCCCCGCCAAAACCUUAAGGUAAUUUCCAUAACCUUGGCCAAGGAUACUUUGCGAAGAUUAAUGAUGGGCACUGAUGGUGCCCCGGGCUGCCCACUCCUCACAGGUACCCCCAGUCCCCAGCCACGCAGGGCUCAGUCAUCCCCUCCGAGGCUGUCCGUGUCACAGAAAGUGUGUUCUUGGCUUUGAUUUUGAGACUCCCUUCCUUUCACUCCCAGACCCCAGUCAUCUGGCAUGGAGGCAGGAGAGAGCACAGAACGAUGUGCAGAGGGAAAUUGUGGAACUUCCCUAAGUUGCCCAUAGCUGUAGUUUUGGAUUCUGGCAGGUUAAACAGCUGGAAACCUGGAAUCGUCCUAUACAAAUCCCAGUCCAACUUUGCAGACUCCAGCUUGUACUGUCAUGAAGUCUGACCUCUUGUCCCAAGGCAGCCAUCUUGGAGGAAAUUGGCCACUUGCGCUUGGAUUGUUGGCAAGGGUUGCUCACAGCUUUGCUUUCUACACUAAUUACAUAGCAUUAUUCCAGUAUGUUUUCCAUUUCCCACGCCUGAUUUUCGGCUUCUCAAAGCUGACUGUUCUUGCGGGGCCACUUGCUUCUUCUAGAGUACAAAAGUAAGGGCCUCCCUUACUAACUGCAGGGUCUAUAUACUACACCUCAGUGUACACACUUGCUGCUACCGUUUGUACUGUCUACAGUAGAACUUCCUUAUCUUGCUCCUGGUAGUGCAUUACAGGCAAGCAUGAAAUGUAAAGUAUUUAUUUAAAUAAAAAGAAAACCUCUAAAUUGGUAAUUGAAUUACCUCCCUGUAGCUUUAUAGUUUGUGACAUUUCUUGACCUUGCUAGUUCUUUCAUUAGAUCCCUGAAAGAUGUGGUCAUCUGGGUAAGGAUUUUAAGCAGAUGCAACUAUGAACCCAAGAAACUGUAUUACUGUUACUGUUGGUCAUACUAAAACUGUUUCUUUCCUUAAGUAUAUGACCCACAAGGAUGUGAAAUAACUACAAGAAACUGUUUUUGUACACUGUACAUCCUUAGUAUUUUUACACGUAUAUGAUAGGGAUGCACAUUAUUUUCCUUCGUACAGACAGCUUAAAUAAAGCACUAUGUCAAUCUGCUA
Chinchilla lanigera (long-tailed chinchilla) is the source of this 5142-nucleotide messenger RNA. It is a transcript of the gene Akt3, whose product is annotated as v-akt murine thymoma viral oncogene homolog 3. The transcript has 14 exons. Gene Ontology annotation, molecular function: protein serine/threonine kinase activity; ATP binding. The record is from RefSeq and is a predicted model, not a curated record. NCBI's taxonomy places the organism in Eukaryota, Metazoa, Chordata, Mammalia, Rodentia, Chinchillidae. Gene Ontology annotation, biological process: protein phosphorylation. Bases 60 to 1667 code for a protein of 535 amino acids.